CGAUAUUAGACUUGAUUUGUUUUUUCAGUGGCCCGAUUUCGAUUCUUCCAUUUUUUUUGUUUCUUUGUUUUCUUAGACUUUGUUAAGACAAAAUGAAACGACCAUUUCUUCUCUUGUCUGUGGUAUGGCUGCUCAUCAUACAAGAGUCUACAACAGAUGCACAGGAUGCCGAUGACGACAGUCGAUGUGAAGUCGGCUGUGACCUUGACACCAACGACCUAGUUUGCGGUUCGAACAACAAGACGUACCGGAACGAGUGCGAGCUGUACGCGGAGAACCGCUGCUAUCGUCGCGCGAGCCCUUACCUGACUGUCGCCUACAACGAGGUUUGCACUCGGAGCAGAAGAUGCAAAGACAGCUGCGAAAAUAGCACGAAACCGGUCUGUGGCUCAAACCUCAAGACCUACCCCAGCGCUUGCCAUCUGUACGCCGAAAACCUCUGUCUCCAACCGAAGAACCCAGUGUAUAUCGCGUACACUGCCGAAUGCGCCAGAGGGCGCUGCCUGUUUGCUUGUUUGUACGUGUACGAUCCAGUCUGCGGCUCCAAUAAGAAAACGUACGCCAGCAGCUGUGAGUUAUAUUCCGAGAACUGUCGCCUGAGGCCGAACGGGCCGUUUGUCACAAUCAUCUAUCCUGGGGAGUGCGAUAAAACACCUUGCGAUAUCAAGUGCAGCAUGGAGUACAAGCCAAUUUGCGGAGACGAUUCCAUCACCUACUCUAAUAAGUGCCACCUGGACGCUAAGAACGCUUGUAAUGGACCCGAUAUUACGAGUGUCGAAGUGUCAUACGAAGACGAGUGUUACGUGAACGCUCAAGGCUACGGGAACCCGUGUAACAGAGCGUGCACCCGAGAGAACAACCCAGUUUGCGGCAGUAACGGCGUCACGUACAGCAACCCUUGCUUACUAAGAGUGUUUAACGACUGCGACAACCUGAACGGACCCCCUGUGACUAUCCAGUACUACGGAGAGUGCAGAAGACCUCGACCUGGAGGCUAUUAACUGGAACAAAGCUCCAUACUUUUGUGACCUAAUUGCGCAGGGCGUCACGUGAACUUAUUAAAUGUAAUAUGAACUAAGAAA
This is a messenger RNA of Biomphalaria glabrata, 1082 nucleotides long. Its product is annotated as four-domain proteases inhibitor-like. The transcript is spliced from 3 exons. Lineage: Eukaryota; Metazoa; Mollusca; Gastropoda; Planorbidae. The record is from RefSeq and is a predicted model, not a curated record. Gene Ontology annotation, molecular function: protein binding. Bases 93 to 1001 code for a protein of 302 amino acids.